AAAAAAAAAAAAAAACUAGGGGUUAAAUAAAGUAGUAAGAAAAUACAAGUUGACUACUUUUUUCUUUUUUUCUUUUAUCAAUAUAUACACAUAUUAUCAGAAUUAAUAUGGCUAACGUGGACCAAAUUAACUUUGUUUUACAUGAUUUGUUCAUUCAAAGCGUUAAGGAACUUUUACAAAAAAAAUAUUAUUCUACUUCACCUUCAAAAGUAGUAAAGAUAUUAGAGGUUGGUUGUGGCUCAGGAGACUUUGCUUUAAUUUUGAAAAACAAGUUAAAAGAUAAGGUUGAGAUAACUGCUAUUGAUCCUUCUGACAAAAUUAACUUGGCAAAGAGCAAGUCUACAGGCUCUGAUGUUCAUUUUGAGGAGAGUGAUAUCUUUACUUACAAGAUUAAAGAGAAGUUUGAUUUAGUUUUAUUUACUAAAUCUCUUCAUCACUGUAAUCCUGUAGAAAAGGCUGUUCAAAUUGCAUAUGAUUUACUAAAUCAUGAUGGUGUAUUUAUUGCCGAGGAAAUUAAACCUGAUAUGGUUAAUGAUAAUGACCUCAUUUGGUUUUUUAAUCGCUUAGAUCUUCUCCGUAUAGCUGGCCGAAUGAUUUCAGUCGAAGAAAAAUUAAAUACUGCUGGACAUUCCAAAAAAAUGCUUACUUCAAUGUUAAAUCCCAGUUUGCCGCUUGAUCAACGAUGGUUCCGCUCAAGGGGACAGAAUCAUCAUCACGAUGAAAAACCUUUACAUAGAGAUGAUCCUGAAGGAAUAGCGCACUCUCAUGACGUGCUGUCAGCUAUUUCUAACCAAUUUGGCCCAGAUAAUAUUAGUAUUACUCCUGUUCCGUAUUUUUAUCAACUCAUCUCAUUUGCUGGAUUAAAGAAUGACGAAGCGUGUCCAGCUAUAUUGAAGGAGCUUCUAAAACAAGAACAAGAUGCUAUUAACUCAUCCUUUGUUCAACCCUUAGGCGUAAACAUUGUUGCAUAUAAAAAAGAUUUUACUACAACAAGCUAGUUAUAAUAAAAUAUCAUUUAUUAUGGU
This is a messenger RNA of Cokeromyces recurvatus, 1025 nucleotides long. Its product is annotated as S-adenosyl-L-methionine-dependent methyltransferase. The record is from RefSeq and is a predicted model, not a curated record. Bases 108 to 998 code for a protein of 296 amino acids. NCBI's taxonomy places the organism in Eukaryota, Fungi, Mucoromycota, Mucoromycetes, Mucorales, Mucoraceae. The transcript is spliced from 5 exons.